This is a messenger RNA of Trematomus bernacchii (emerald rockcod), 1815 nucleotides long. It is a transcript of the gene napba, whose product is annotated as N-ethylmaleimide-sensitive factor attachment protein, beta a. The transcript is spliced from 10 exons. Lineage: Eukaryota; Metazoa; Chordata; Actinopteri; Perciformes; Nototheniidae. Bases 185 to 1072 code for a protein of 295 amino acids. Gene Ontology annotation, cellular component: vacuolar membrane; synaptobrevin 2-SNAP-25-syntaxin-1a complex; terminal bouton. The record is from RefSeq and is a predicted model, not a curated record. Gene Ontology annotation, molecular function: soluble NSF attachment protein activity; syntaxin binding. Gene Ontology annotation, biological process: intracellular protein transport; regulation of synaptic vesicle priming; synaptic transmission, glutamatergic.
GUCCUUCCUCUCUCUCCGUAGAAAAAGAGCUGCAGCCCCUCAGCAUCAGCACCCCAGCAGACACUCAUCUCCUCCUCCUCCUCCUCCUCUUCCUCCUCCACAGCUCUGCUCCUCUGCUCCUCUUCUCCACUGCGGAACAUCGGCCUGAUCUCUUCCAGCUUCUCCUCCAGAGGCAGACCCAGACAUGGAUAACUCCGGAAAAGAGAAGGAGGCCAUGCAGCUGAUAGCUGAGGCCGACAAGAAGGUCAAAGCGUCCGGAUCCUUCCUCGGGGGGAUGUUCGGGGGGAACCAUAAAGUGGAGGAUGCCUGUGAAAUCUACGCCAGAGCAGCCAACAUGUUUAAGAUGGCAAAGAACUGGAGUGCCGCAGGGAAUGCGUUCUGUCAGGCCGCUCGGCUCCACAUGCAGCUGCAGAACAAACUGGACUCGGCCACCAGCUUUGUCGACGCCGGCAACGCCUUCAAGAAGGCCGACCCACAGGAGGCCAUCAACUGUCUAAACCAGGCCAUUGACAUCUACACCGAUAUGGGUCGGUUUACCAUCGCAGCAAAACAUCACAUCACUAUAGCCGAGAUUUACGAGGCCGAGCUGGUCGAUAUCGAGAAGGCCAUUGCCCACUAUGAGCAGGCAGCAGACUACUACAAGGGAGAGGAAUCUAACAGCUCAGCCAACAAAUGUCUCCUGAAGGUCGGACACUACAGCGCUCAGCUGGAACAGUACCCCAAAGCUAUCGAAAUAUACGAACAGGUUGCUAUGAACACCAUGGACAAUCCUCUGUUAAAGUAUAACGCCAAAGAGUAUUUCUUCAAGGCUUCACUGUGUCAUUUCAUCGUGGACGAACUGAAUGCCAAGUUGGCCAUAGAGAAGUAUGAGGAGAUGUUUCCAGCCUACUCAGACUCCAGAGAGCUGAAACUCUUAAAGAAACUCCUAGACGCCCACGAGGAGCAGAACAGCGAGGCGUUCACGGAGGCGGUGAAGGAGUACGACUCAGUGUCACGUCUGGACCAAUGGCUGACCACGAUGCUGCUGCGCAUCAAAAAGACCAUCCAGGGAGACGCCGGGGACCUGAAAUAGAGAAGAAAUCAUUUAAAAUAUAAAGGGGGCAGACAAGGGUAGAGGGGGUGGUAAAGGGGGGAGGAUGAAGGGAGUGUUUUUGGUGGAAGAAAGGUUUAAAAAAAACACAGAAAGAUGAAUGGGGAGGGAGGGGGAGACUGAGGGAGUUUACAGUUGUACAUAUCAGUCUGCAUGUGACCCCCCAAUAGCUAAGCAUCACCUUUGAACCCCCCCUGUGUCCCUGCUCCUUCAGUAUUGCUCCACAGGUGUGUGUGAGAGAGUGUGUGAGAGUGUGUGUGAAUUAUAACACUAUUUGAUGGGAUGGCGUGCAGCUCAUAUCACAUAUAAGAAAAUAUAUGUUAUUAAAACGGAUGUUAUUUAUGAGAUAUUUAUUGUCGAUACUGAAAUCAUUGUUUAUUAAGGUACUCAGUGUGUCGAUCUGUCUGAAUAUUUUAGGUAAUAGCCCCUCUCCUCCCUCCUCUCACUCCCCUCUCCUUUACCUGUCGUUCCUCUGUCACCCGCUGUCUUUUCCUCAACCCCUGAGUCAGUGAUAUCGCCUCGUUGUGAUUGGUUGGUUCUUUGUGUUCGCCCCGCCCCCCUCCACGUCACUGCCUCGUUUGUGCAUGUCUGUUGUCAUGUUGAUGUAAGUGUUCUCCGUGUCGUGCUAACGUGUGAACAACAUACAUGUAGCCUGGUAUCAUUUGUGUGCAAUCAGUAAAUAUGUACCUACGAGUUGAAAUAAAAACAUCAUCGCUCCAGAUAUA